Lottia gigantea (owl limpet) is the source of this 2113-nucleotide messenger RNA. RefSeq lists its product as hypothetical. The record is from RefSeq and is a predicted model, not a curated record. NCBI's taxonomy places the organism in Eukaryota, Metazoa, Mollusca, Gastropoda, Lottiidae. Bases 1 to 2112 code for a protein of 703 amino acids. The transcript has 12 exons.
AUGAGGUCAUUACAAAGGGGAACAGAGUCGCGUAGGCCACGGCGUGGUGUCAGGAAUCCAUUUAGAUCUAAGGAGUUUCUUGAAGAGAUGGACUUAAAAUGGGAAAUCGUUCGCGAAGUAUACCACAGUUUCUAUGAUUCGGAAUAUGCUAAGAUCUACGAAGCGUCAAAGAAACAAAAUCGGAAACAGUCCAUGGUAGAUAGUGUAACGUCAUCCAACAGUUUGGAGGAGAAGAAUUUUCCUAAAAGACGUGAGAGUACUUUAAGGAAUGUACAACCAGUUCUUUCCCCAGUAGUUGAAACCAAAACACCAUCAAGCUUAUCCUCUAUUACUCAACCACCUUCAAGAGAGCUAACAGAUUUAGGAGAAGUAGUUGCAACAAAAGACUAUUCAGAUGAUCUCAAAAAACGUACUUCAGCAAAUCAUUCCUCAUCGUCAUUGGCACCUGACCGUGUUGGUCUAAUCAAUAGUGAGGAUAGGCAGCAAAUAGAGGAUAAACCCGAGUUUGGAAUACGCCACGACAAAGAGACAUCUUGGAUAAUUCAAACACCAAGUCUUACGUCAGUGAUUGAGGAUUCAUUAGAUACAAAGGACGAUGUUGGUCCCUUUCAGAAGAAAAAACCAUCGCCUUUAAAAAGAUUCAAGAAAGCUGUUCGAAUAGUAAUAAUUAUUACUAAAUGUGUUAUGUCCAAUCGGGAACGAUCGAAAAGAACUGAGAGAAAAUUACUGUCCUGGACACAAGUACACGAUGAUCUCACCUCACAUCGGACAGCUUAUGAAAGAUAUGGUUUAACGUUUGACCCUACAAUAUUUAAAGUUACAAGAGAGGCUCAAAUAAGCAAUGAAGUUAAAGCGACCCUGAAAAACGACCCGUCAUUAAGGACGGAAGAACAGAGAAGAAUAGCCCUCCUAUAUCUCAAUACAUAUAUUGAAGUUUUUGGGGAGUAUCCAGUGAAUAUGCAGAAAGCUUUGGUGAAAGUCGGAUGGUAUGAAUUCUUCGAUGCUAAAAGAAUUGUCAUAAGAGAAGGACAUUUUUCUGAAAAUUUCUACCUCAUACUCUCAGGCUCAGCCGUUGUAACUAUCUUGGAUAAAGAUGUUAAAACAGGAGAAGUCUACUCUAGGACGGUGGCUCUGUUGAAGAAAGGUAACAGUUUUGGGGAAAUUGGUUUGAUGCGAGGAUCUAAACGUACCGGCACAGUAACAUGUCGAGAGGAUAUGGAAGUUCUUACAGUCGGACGUCAAGAUUUCAUUGAUAUAUUUAUGUAUAUUGAACACGAUAAGGAACCUAGUCAUAUAGAGUACCUCAGAACUAUUGAUGAAUUAGAUGGUUGGCCCAUAGAAAAUCUACCCUAUGAUGAUCCUAGAAUAUGUUUAUUUACCUACUUUAGACGAGGUGUUCUCUUGUGUAAAGAUAGCAAUACGUCAGAUUGGAUCUACAUCAUUAGAACUGGUUCGUGCCGGGUGUUAAAAUCAUUAAAAUCUACCAAACCAAAUAUACCAUUUCUCAGUCUUCAUAAUUCUAAAUUAAACUUGAGUAAAGGUAAUCUGGCAUCGAAAUCUCUGCAAAUUCGCAAUUCUGGAUGUCAAUGGCGCCACGAAGUUCCAAGGUCACCAUUUAAUGCCAAGCCAGUUCUACCAAACAUCAACAUCGGCAAGUCUCAAGAUUUCCUACAAGAAAGUAGGAUUGAUGGUGAGAAUACAGUACGGCAUAUCAAUGAGCUGAACAGUAUCACAAGUGGAGCCGAAGAUUUAAAUUCUUGUUUACCAAAAGAAGAGUCGUUACCAAUAACGCCUCACGAUAUCACAUUUGUAGAAAUUCAGAAAUUGGGACCAAGAGAUAUCUUUGGUUUAGAAAAUGUUCUGUUUGGAAGUAUGAGGCCUACCACCAGUUCUAGUCUAGUAUCAGAAGGAACAGAAUGUAUUUUGAUCAGUAAAAAAUUCUUCACCAGUCAUUUAUCAGAAGCUGUAACUAAAAUCAUGAGGAGGAAGAUUCGUCCAUUACCUCCCAAAUCAGUGUUACAGAAAAAUCUUCAGAUAAAAACCAAUUGGGAGGCUUAUAAAGAUUUUACUGUAACUAAUACGCUCUUACAAAGACACCAACUUCGUCAUUAAC